UGAGGAUCUUUCAAAAUUUCGAGUGGAGGCAACUGAGCCUGAAUGCAAUGACCUGGUUCUCCUUUUGGACACUGUUUGAAAUGUUGAUGUACUUAAUGUUUAUUACGUCUGUAUUUCUUCGAUUAACAAUGCCAGCUGGGAGUUUUCAUAAUGCACGAAUGAUGUAUGCAGUAACAUUAGGAACAUUUAUCAUCAACAGCAUGCAGUUUUUUCUUGUUUCCAAACAAAUUGGACCGAAAGUUAUUAUGAUUGGAAGAAUGAUGUUCGACGUCAUUUUCUUCAUCUUAAUAUUUGCUGUGUUUUUAUUUGGCUUUGGAGUCAUUUACCAAGCAACUAUGUACCCAAAUACAGAACCUGGAUUUCCACUUUUUCAGAAUAUCAUUUUUUUGCCAUACUGGCAGUUGUAUGGAGAAUUGUUCCUAGAACAAUUUUACGGAGCACUACCAGACGACUGUACUGAAAAUAUAGAACUAUACAGUAAUGGGACUAUGGAUAGAUGUCCUGAAAGAAACCAGAUAAAUACAUUUGUACUGGCUGUUUACAUGGUGGUAACACAUAUAGUUCUGGUAAAUCUUCUAAUUGCUAUGUUUACACAUACGUUUACAAAAGUUCAAGACAACAACGAACUGGUUUGGAAAUUCCACAGAUUUUCGCUCAUUGAGGAGUAUUAUGAUAGAUCGUCUUUGGUACCACCAUUUAUUAUCCUUAGUCAUCUCAGGACAUUUAUUUUGCACAUCAAAAAUCGAUGUACAGGAAACAAAAGAAAAAACAAGUUCAAAAUUACGGGCAAGGAUGCAGAAAAUGAAAAAUUAGCUAUUCUAGAAAAAGAUGCAGUAUACAGUCAUUUGAAUUCGUCAACUCGAUUACGGAGACGUCGGGCCAAAAAUAUGGAUGCUGAAAAGGACGGGUUUGAAGCUAUUUAUGAAAAAGAUACAGAACUCAGCUUGCAAGAACAAAUUCACGUUUUGUCGUCUGACGUAGAUAUAAUGCAGAAGGAUUUAGAGGAGACGUUGAAGACUGUUAAACAAAUAAUGACGCUAAAACAGAAUGUAUUGAUAGUAGAGGUUCCUAGAGGUUUAAACAGUUAAAAUAUUAACCAAUGAAAGUAGA
Mytilus trossulus (common blue mussel) is the source of this 1110-nucleotide messenger RNA. Its product is annotated as transient receptor potential cation channel subfamily M member 1-like. Gene Ontology annotation, molecular function: ligand-gated calcium channel activity. NCBI's taxonomy places the organism in Eukaryota, Metazoa, Mollusca, Bivalvia, Mytilida, Mytilidae. The transcript has 6 exons. Gene Ontology annotation, cellular component: plasma membrane. The coding region runs from base 48 to 1088 and encodes 346 amino acids. Gene Ontology annotation, biological process: calcium ion transmembrane transport. The record is from RefSeq and is a predicted model, not a curated record.